This is a messenger RNA of Talpa occidentalis (Iberian mole), 2725 nucleotides long. RefSeq names its product Fc mu receptor (gene FCMR). Lineage: Eukaryota; Metazoa; Chordata; Mammalia; Eulipotyphla; Talpidae. The coding region runs from base 1 to 1197 and encodes 398 amino acids. The transcript is spliced from 8 exons. Gene Ontology annotation, cellular component: plasma membrane. The record is from RefSeq and is a predicted model, not a curated record. Gene Ontology annotation, molecular function: transmembrane signaling receptor activity.
AUGAAACUGUGGCUUUGGUUGCUUUACUUCUUGCCAGUUUCUGGGGCUCUGAGGUUCCUCCCAGAAAUGAAGCUGGAGGGUAUUCUGGGUGGAUCCAUUACCAUCGAGUGCCCGCUUCCUAAAACAUACAUGCGGAUAUAUCUGUGCCGGAAGAUGACUGACUCUAGAAUAUGUGCUACUGUGAUUUCCAACCAGAACUUUGUCAAGAAGGAAUACAAGAGACGAGUCUCCCUGAAAUAUUGUCCAAACAAGAAUGUGUACCUAGUUGAGGUGACAAAUCUGGCCAAGAGUGACAGUGGCAUCUAUGCAUGUGGAGCAGGCCAGAAAACAGACCGGGGCAGGACCCAGCAAGUCAUCCUGAAUGUCCGCAGUGAGUAUGCACCAUUCUCAGAAGAGGAGCCAAUUACUGAGCCUACACAGCGCUUUCAUGAAUUUCAACAUAUGCCAAUGGCCCCAUGGGUCCAGAUGCCUGCACAUUCCAGUUCUUCUAAGUUUAUAUCCAAAGUAACCACACCAGCUCUGAGGACCAAGGUUCCUCCAGCACCCUCCCCCUCCUCCAUCAUCACAACCACUCACCACCCUCAAGUUUCCAGGGCAUCUUUGGUAGCAGGUACCAAUCCCCCAACCGUCCUGCCAUCUAACGAAGCCUUAAAGACCUCAGCUCAGAAGGGGCUGCUCAAGCCCCAGACAACCAGUGACAUCCACCACCCCAAGCAGAGAGCCUUCCACCACGGCCACAAGUCAGGGACCGAAACCCCGAAAUUUCACAUACUGAUCCCGACCACCCUGAGCCUGAUCCUGCUGGCGGCGCUUCUGGGGCUGGUGCUGAGAAGAGUCAUUCAAAGGAGGAAACGUCUCGCCAGGCGGGUCUCCAGACAGGCCGUGAGAACGCGCGCCCCGGCGGCUUCCCGGCGGCCCCGGCCCCACGCGCCCCGCGCGUCCCCGCGGCCGCGCGCCCAGAACAUCUACAGCGCCUGCCCUCGGAGCGCUCGCGGGGCGGAUUCCGCGGUUACGCCGGAGGUACCUCUCCCCGGUCCCGGAGAUUUGGCGCCCCCGACCCCACCGCAGGUAUCUGUAACUUCCUGGUUCCAUGCCCCAUCUCUGAAGACCAGCAAUGAAUACAUGAGCAUCCACCACCAGCGUGCCGGCAAGGUGGGGGACACUGACCCAGAUGACUACGUCAAUUUUCCCUGCUGACUCACCUCUCUGGCUGAUACCCUGGGCCCAGACCUUGAUGCAGUGAGCCUCAUCUGCCUGCUGGUUUCCAAUACCUGCUCCUCCUUCUGGUUUUAGAGCCUCCCACAUCCCACCUCCAGUAUCUUCCUGUCUCCCCUGAGCAUAGGUCAUGCCCCCCAAUACUUCUUGUACACCUUUGUAGUGUCCUGUGGUUUUCUGGUGAACUCUGACAUGCAGAGAAUGUGUCCCAGUGUUACCUACUUCCUUUCCAAGUCUUGGCAAUGGGGUUUUCACAGUAUCUGUAAGUACAGUGUCCUUGUUGCCCUGGCUCUAGACCAAGUGACUUAGGACUGGAGCAGAGGCUUCGCUGUUGUUUCAGGAGCCCUUCCCAGGCUUGGGCCUCACCCAUUGAAGGUGCCUGGGCUGCACCCUGAGGACAUGCCUCAGCUCCGUGAGCUAGGAAGGACCUGAUAUAAAACAGAAGGAGGAGAUUUUUUUGCCCUGACCUUAAAGCUGGCACUUUACCAGUGAGCAUCUAUAAUCUCAUGUCAUCUGCUAAGAACAAUUUAUUUUGAUGUGAUGAAGGGUUCUACAUUUUUGGAACCAUGGUGGUUAGGAUUCAUGAUACAUAUAAAUCUCCCUCUUUGUAUAAUAUAUAUAAAAAUCCUCCCUUGAUGCACAUAAGUAUUCUGGCCCCCAGGAUAGCCCCUCUUUAGAAAUUGUUUUUUUUCAUCACUUUAUCCUUUUUCAAUAACCUAGCACUGAUAUUUGUGUACUUAACAUUGGUCAAAACUAUUAACAUCUCUUUGUUUUCAUCUCUUUGCCAGAUCCAGGUAACUUAUGGCAAAGUAACUUAUGGAAAGUACAUGACCUGGGAUUCCUUGAGGCCCAGGGUUUCUGCAUUAGCACUUAUGAGAUAGAAGAAGAAACAUCAACCUCCCAUAUAUAUUUUAAAGUUUUUUCAGCUAGACGUAAGCUGACAUAUCUUUGGAUCAAAGUUAACUACAAAGUUCAGCUAGCGCUUGAGACUAGAGAAUCCCCAGUCUUACUAUUGAAUAGAAGGCUUUUCCCGGACAUACAAUUCAGCUUCACUGGACACUUGUCUGUGGAUGGCGAGACUGCCAGACUUGAGGUCCCUGCCUUGUAUUAGCAAGGAACCCAUCACAAAUUGAACAGUACAUCCAGGGCAACACCAUCGGCCACGUGAGCUUGACACUGGCAGAUGAUGGAAGAAAGAGUAGGAUGAGAAAGGGGGGCUUCCAAGCUGAGGGGAUGUGGGAGUAGGUGGGGACUGCAAUGUUUAGAGAGCCUGCUUUUUGCUGUGCACUGAUCUACAUUAUAUCUUUUUUCAUUUCACUCUUUCACCACUCCUAUGCUUUGUUCUUGCAGAUUUCAUGACAGUGUUAUUUCCAUGCUCUUAAGUUCAACUUCAUAUCCCAGCACCCACCAUUGUUCUUCAACAAUUCAAAAACACGCAAAAAAAUAAAAAUCCAGUUUAUUAAACAUUUGCCAGCCUGGUUGCUAGCAUGAUGGAGGAUGAAAGAGAAGC